GGAGAAGGUGGGGGGGAAAGGCGAAAACCCGGAGCGCUUCGCCGUGUGUCCAUUAUCAACCAGUUGCUCCUAGGUGCCAGGAAUUUGGUUAAACUGAAAAGGCGGUUGGAGACAACUCAACUUGACCGAAAUCUCAACAGCAGAGAAAAUGACGUCAUCGAGAAGUAGUUGUAGGCGAUUGACGGUGGCCACCGCUUUGGUCUGCUGUUUGCUGGCCGGUUUGGCCGUUUCCCUGCCGGCCGGCGAACUGGCCAACAGUCAGACCAUGUCGAGCAGCUCGUCGGUUUCGGCUUCGUUUUCUUCGUCGUCGGUCCAGCAAUCGGCCUCGGCUUCCGUCUCAUCCUCGGCCGACAAGAAACAAUUAAUUAAAACAACCACCACAACAACAUCGACAACCACAUCGACGACAUCGACGACGACCGAUGCGGCUCCCAUCGUCAUUCCUUUAGAUGAAACGGAGAAGGAAGAAGCCCAACCCGACUAUCAGGAGCCUCAAUCUCAACCGGAACCCGAGCCGGAGCCCAAACCCGAGCCGGAACCCGAACCCAAACCGGAACCCGAACCCGAGCCCGAACCCAAACCCGAGCCGGAGCCGGAGCCCAAACCCGAGCCCAAACCUGUCGAGCCUGUCGACACGGAUGCCACCGAUUUACAGAAUUUACAGAAACCCAAGGAGGAGAUUCCCGUGCUGAAACCCGUGGAUGAGGAAACCAAGGCCGACGUGGAGGAGGAAUCCAAUGGCAACAGCAUCCAGCAGCAGCACUCUGCCCGGCCAGCGGCAGAAAAUCGAGAAGAAGAAGAAGAAGAAGAAAAGUGCCAGUGCAAAUUACGUGAACUGACAGACAAAAUGGUCGUUGACGAUCGGAUAACCAACGAUCCGGAUCGGUUGAUUGGCGGCUCGUUUCGUCAAGUCGAUCGCAGAACAUGUCCUGCAUUAAGGAGUCGACGGCGAGGAGGCUUUUUCCUGGCCAUCCUUGUCGUUUUCGUGAUCUUUCUCGACGUGACUGGAGCCACUUCUCUCGGCCAGGCUCUACCGGCCCUUCCCAUUUCGUCCAUCGACGCCUAUCAGCCUCUCAGGGAGAAAGAGAUUUGUCCCAGUAUCGAAGUCCGGAACGGCCCCCAACAAUUUUCGGAAUUGGAGGGCUGCCGAGUGGUGGAAGGUUUCCUUCACAUUGUUUUGAUGGAAAAUUUGGACUUUGCCAGCGACUUGAAUAAUCGCAGCUUCCCGGCCUUGCGGGAAAUCACGGGCUAUUUGCUUUUUUACCGCGUCUUUGGCCUACGCUCCAUCGGCCAACUGUUUCCCAAUUUGGCCGUCAUCCGCGGCCAGCAGCUCCUUUUCGAUUUCUCAUUCGUCGUUUAUGAACUCAUGCAACUACAGGAAAUUGGACUGAAAUCGUUGGCGGAACUGCAGCGCGGAUCCGUCCUCAUUGAAAAAAAUCCAAAUCUCUGCUACGUGGAAUCGAUCGAUUGGGGCCGAAUUGGUCAUUCCGGCCGCCUCAAUCAUUUCAUCCAGGGUAAUAAAAGGGCCAGCGAAUGUCCGAAAUGUCAGGAUCGUUGUCCAGCCGGUGGAGAUGGUCGCCGACUUUGUUGGAACAACGACGACUGCCAGAAAGUUUGUCCCAGUAUCGAAGUCCGGAACGGCCCCCAACAAUUUUCGGAAUUGGAGGGCUGCCGAGUGGUGGAAGGUUUCCUUCACAUUGUUUUGAUGGAAAAUUUGGACUUUGCCAGCGACUUGAAUAAUCGCAGCUUCCCGGCCUUGCGGGAAAUCACGGGCUAUUUGCUUUUUUACCGCGUCUUUGGCCUACGCUCCAUCGGCCAACUGUUUCCCAAUUUGGCCGUCAUCCGCGGCCAGCAGCUCCUUUUCGAUUUCUCAUUCGUCGUUUAUGAACUCAUGCAACUACAGGAAAUUGGACUGAAAUCGUUGGCGGAACUGCAGCGCGGAUCCGUCCUCAUUGAAAAAAAUCCAAAUCUCUGCUACGUGGAAUCGAUCGAUUGGGGCCGAAUUGGUCAUUCCGGCCGCCUCAAUCAUUUCAUCCAGGGUAAUAAAAGGGCCAGCGAAUGUCCGAAAUGUCAGGAUCGUUGUCCAGCCGGUGGAGAUGGUCGCCGACUUUGUUGGAACAACGACGACUGUCAGAAAGUUUGCGACCAAUGCGGUCAAGGCGUCAGCGGAGCGUGCAGCGUGAUGACGAGGGAUGUUGGGCGUCCGUCCGAUAUGCGCUGCUGUCACGAGGAGUGCGCCGGUGGGUGCAGUGGCGGCCAGAGCAACCAGUGCGACGUUUGCAAACACGUCAUCCACAACGACGAAUGCCGAUCCGUCUGUCCUCCUGGCCAUUACUUGUUUAUGAAGCGGCGAUGCGUCACCGACGUCGAGUGCAUCACCAUGCUACCCCCACGCCAAUCUGUCCAGGAAUAUCCGUACGUCAAAAAGAAUUGGAAGGUCUUUGCUGAGUCGGGAGAAUGCAUCUUGGAAUGUCCGCCAGGCUUUCAGGAAAAAAAAAUAAAUCACACUGAUACUCUACAUUAUUUUACCUGCGUUCCCUGUCAAGGUCCUUGUCCCAAGGUGUGCAAGGGAUUGUUCGUUAGCAACAUCGAAACGGUCCAAAAGUUGCGCGGAUGCACAACAAUCGAUGGCGACCUGGAAAUGCAGAUCAAAGGAGGCGACAACAUCAUCCAGGAACUGGAAAGGAGUCUCGGCAGCAUCGAAGUGAUUAAAGGAGUUCUCAAAAUCACGCGCUCCUUUCCCAUCUUGUCGCUCAGUUUCUUCAAAAGUCUCAGGACCAUUACCGGGAAACCGGAACCGAAACAUUCCAGUGGGAGCAAAAAUUUCGACGACGAAUACGCGUUGACUGUUCAGGACAAUCAAAAUUUGCAGCAGCUGUGGCCCAAGACACAGAAUUUGACAAUCUAUAAAAAGAUGUUGUUCCACUUCAAUCCCAAGUUGUGUUUGAAUUUAAUCGAAGAGCUCGUCAACUCCAGUACCGUUCCAGGAACUUUGGCGUUUAAGCACUCGGACGUGGACAUUUCACCUUGGUCAAAUGGCGAUAAGGCGACGUGUGACGAACAAGUUCUCAACGUCACUAUUGUUAACAAGUCCUCUGUUGGAAUGCUGUUAAGUUGGGACAAUUUCAGAGCAAUGUUGGAUGAUAAACGCCAAUUGCUGGGCUAUAUUAUUUCUUAUAUCGAGGCUCCUUUUGCAAAUGUCUCUUAUUACGAUGGACGUGACGCUUGUGGUGGUGACGGGUGGAGGGUCAACAAUGUUGCUGCUAAUCUUGAUGCUCAUUCUGACGAAAAUCAAAUGCACCUUAUUACUUUUCUCAAGCCUUACACCCAAUACGCCAUUUACGUCCAAACGUAUACAGUCGCACUGCAACAAAUGGGCAAACGGGUAGGCGCCCGAAGUCCAAUUUUGUACGAAAGAACUAGUCCAGCAGAACCCGAUCAGCCAGAAGAUUUAAGAGCUUCUGCCAACUCUAGCUCCGAACUCGUUAUAGAAUGGAAACCCCCGAUUAAUCCUAACGGAAUUGUGACACAUUACAUCGUCACUGGCAGUUGGCGUAAAGACGACCAAGACUACUUUGACAAGCUCGACGCUUGCGCUGAACAUGCUAGUUCAUUGGUUGUUAGCGAAACGAAGAAGCCAGUUUUAGAGGAGACAUCACCGGAUAAUCGGACUUCAAUAUUCGGCGAUCCAAGUAUUUUUGGAGGGUCCCCUGAAGGAAACAACAACCCCGAAAGUGGCGGCGGCAGUGGCAGUGCUCAGCAAGGCAAAUGUUGCCAAUGCACUGGGACAAAUGACAAAGUGACUCUGGAGAAGAAGGAAAAAGAGCAACAAUUCAAAAUUGAAUUUGAAAACUUUCUCCAUGAUAAAAUCUACAUCAAAGACCCCGUUGUCCACGGCCGAAAAAAACGACAAGCUGAUGCGACGACUGAAACUGGAGAUCAUGACAACAACCAUGACAACAACAUCGUAGAAGAAUUCCCCGAGAUUACGAUUAAUUCCUCUCACAACCAAGCAAUUGGAAUUGUGCCAGGUGAAAAUCACACCAACACCUACGAAAAUAAUCGGUUGGUCACUUUUUAUCAAAAAGUGACGGGUACGAGUUACACUGUGGUCGGUGUACGACACUACGCCGAAUAUACAAUACAAGUGGUCGCCUGUCACGACCACGAUCCCGUCAGGAAUAGGAGCCUUUGCAGUUUAACGGCCGUGACUUCAGCUCGCACCAAACAGAGUGAUUUUGCGGAUGAUAUCGUUGGUGGUGUAGUGAGAUACGAUUCGAAUUCCACGACUUCAUCGAUCAAAAUUGGUUGGAGUGAACCGGAGGAUCCCAACGGACUUGUCACAAAAUAUCUUCUUGAAUACAAACGAACUGACAACGGCAAAGUUGUCAGAGAAUGCAUUCGCCGGAAGGACUUUGUUGAAAGCAAUAAGACCCGACUAAUGGCUGACCUAAUUCCGGGCAAUUACUGCGUUCACGCUCGAGCUUUUUCUUUGGCUGGGCCUGGACCACCUACGAAGGACGUUUGUUUCCUUAUCGAGGAACCCGUGAGUGGACUAAAUUAUAGCCUUGUAUCCAUAUUCGUCUUGGUCCUCUUCGCUGUGGUUUUCUUAUGCGCACUAAUGGGAUAUUUUUUCAUCAAAAACAAAAAGAACAAGGAUGGAAAGGGCAUUGUCUCUAUCAAUCCUGAUUAUCAUAGAUACGUCCCUGACGAUUGGGAAGUGGCUCGCGACAAUGUUGUCACUAUUCGUCCAUUGGGUCAGGGAUCUUUUGGUAUGGUCUAUGAAGGCAUAUUACGUAGCAACGGAUCUGAAACUAAGUGCGCUAUCAAAACCGUUAACGAAAAAGCCGAUGUAACUGAAAGGAUCCAAUUCCUCAACGAAGCCUCCGUCAUGAAAGAAUUUAACGCUCACCACGUCCUCAAACUAUUGGGUGUUGUAUCUAAAGCUCAACCUACAUUGGUCAUCAUGGAGCUGAUGGCUAAUGGAGACCUUAAGACUUACUUACGCUCACGUCGACCUGACUGCGAGGAAAAUGUCAUCCAAGGUCGACAACCGCCUACUCUUAAGUGUAUAUUGAAGAUGGCCAUCGAAAUUGCCGAUGGCAUGAUGUACUUAUCGGAGAAGAAGUACGUUCAUCGUGAUUUAGCUGCUCGGAAUUGCAUGGUGGCCAGUGAUCUGACCGUGAAGAUUGGCGAUUUCGGACUAACGCGUGAUGUUUACGAAACGGAUUAUUACCGGAGAGGAGAUGCUCAAGGAUUGUUGCCUGUCCGAUGGAUGUCACCCGAAUCACUUCGUGACAAUGUCUACACUUCAUCGAGUGACGUCUGGAGUUUUGGCGUCGUGUUAUGGGAAAUGGCAACUCUGGCAUCGCAACCCUAUCAGGGUUUGCCCAACGAGGAGGUUGUCAAGUAUGUGAUGGAUGGCAGAGUUAUGGAACGGCCCGAAGGUUGCCCAAACAGGCUUUACAUUCUUAUGGAAAGCUGUUGGCAACAUCAUCCGAAGAAACGACCUACCUUCAUAGAACUCGUCGAAAACCUUUUGCCAGACGUUUCGUCGCAAUUUGCAAGCGUUUCGUUUUUUCAUUCAGACGCCGGUAUUAGUGCUCGGGCGACACUCAGGGCUUACUACGAGCAAGAAACUCAACGUCUCAACGAUCCAUCGACACCACUGCACGAAACACUGACCGAUGGCAAUGGUGAUUUGCUAGUGAAUGACCCUUUAUCCCAAAACCAUUGUUACACCAGUGAUCAGAUUCUGCAGAUUGACAAUGAACAACACAUUUUCAAAGAUCAGAGACCACCUUCCAGCCUGCAACUUGGGAAUAGCAGAAGAGCGGAACACGAAGAAGGUAUCAGGGAUGACGAGGUAGGUGAUGACGAUCAUGUCCCUGUUCUAUUUCCACAUGAAAGGCGAGCCAUAAUUUACGUUACAAAUCCUGGUGGUCAAAUUGCUGCAAACGGCAAUGGCAGCAAGAGCGAAAGCUCCAAAGGCACUACCUCCAUGGCUAGUGAAGAUAGUAAAGGAAGUUAUGUUAGCAACGGCAGUGCGUCCAACGGUUACGUCUUGGGCAUUUUGAAACAGCGUCGGUAUAACAACACGUAAGGUUGAAACUCCACUUUCUCUCUCAGUCUUCUCCGAUUUGUAAAUCUACCUCGUGCAAAUCAAUGUUUUGUCUGUCAGUUACCCACAAACAGGGACUAGCUCAUAACGGAAACAAACCAGUGAAUUUGCAAACAAAAAACAAAGUCUCGUUAAAUAUCUCCCUCAUUCGUUUUCUGACAAAAUAUUUGUUUGUUUGUUUUCCAGUGUACUGUUUCCUGGACGUACUUAUAUUUACGAUGUAUAUAGAUAAUUUUAUGCUGUACAUAUGUUUUAAAAAUGAAUUUUGCAGCUGCCGAAAAAACGACGUUGUGUGGAUAACACAGAUGCCGAAAAACAGACUGGUCAACGAUGCUUUGUUUGUAUGCGUGUUAAAAUUACGAAUAAUAUUUAUACAGUGCAAAUAUUUUACGACUUUGAAAAAGAAAAAAAAAUUCCAAUUUUUGUUAGGUUUUUUUUUUAAAAAAAGCCCAACAAUUGUUGUACCUCAUUUACUAGUUUUAGUGUAUUUACAUAUAGGUUCAUAUCUUGUUGAAAAUUCUUCAAAAAGAAUGUGAAACACUGCAUAUUUAUCUGCUCAAACACAAACACAAAAAUGUGAGCUGCCUCGAAUGCACGUCAUAAUGACGUGCGCAUUUGUAACAGCAUGUGUGCCCGCUUUUUUCCCCCUUCCGGCAAAUGUUUUCUUUUGCUGAUACAAGUCACUCUUUUAUUCUUGUUACAAAGCGAAUGUGUGUAUGCGACUAAGUUUGUUUCAGUUGUUAAUGGCCACAAUGGCAGACAUUUUUCUUAUUAUUUGUUUCCGUCUAUUAGACUCUUAUUGAGUCUUCAAGUGGAUCAAGGCAAAGAAAAGAAAUGCUACUAUAACAAUACACAAAGCAGAAAAUUAA
Molecule: messenger RNA, 6990 nt
Organism: Daphnia pulex (common water flea)
Lineage: Eukaryota; Metazoa; Arthropoda; Branchiopoda; Diplostraca; Daphniidae
Product: insulin-like peptide receptor
Exons: 27
Coding region: 149-6103 (1984 amino acids)
Biological process (GO): cell surface receptor protein tyrosine kinase signaling pathway; glucose homeostasis; positive regulation of kinase activity
Cellular component (GO): membrane; axon; insulin receptor complex
Molecular function (GO): ATP binding; insulin receptor activity; insulin receptor substrate binding
Source: RefSeq, a predicted model, not a curated record